AUGGAAGACGCAAAGGGGAUUAUCCCCAAUGCCGCGCAAUAUUCUUCACCUUCAGACUCCGCAACCGAGGUUGGCCACGAUUACGACCAGCCUAGAUCAUGGGGAGCACGCUUCAUCGACAGCUUCAAGCGCGACCCAAAUGCACACGCUACACCUCCAGGAGUAGUCGGCGCAGACGGAAAAGUAUUUGAUGUUGAGCAGGCGAAUGCAGCGACUGCAGAUUCGGGCUUAUCCAGACACUUGAAAGGUCGUCAUUUGCAGAUGAUUGCAAUUGGUGGCUCGAUUGGUACUGGUCUGUUCGUCGGAUCUGGAUCAGCUCUUGCCAACGGAGGUCCUGCUUCACUAAUCAUUGCUUAUGGUAUUAUCGGGUUCAUGCUUUACACUACGGUCCACGCCCUUGGAGAGAUGGCAGUUCUUUUCCCCAUCGCGGGUUCCUUCUCGGCUUACUCGACACGUUUCCUCGAUCCUGCAUGGGGUUUUGCUAUGGGCUGGAACUAUGCUUUGCAAUGGCUGGUUGUUUUGCCUCUGGAGGUUGUUGCUGCUACAAUCACAAUCCAAUUCUGGAACGACAAGAUUAACCCAGAUGCUUGGGUAGCCAUCUUCUUGUUCGUCAUUAUCGGCAUCAACCUCUUUGGUGUGAAAGGAUACGGUGAGGCUGAGUUUGUCUUCAGCAUUCUGAAGGUCAUUGCAGUCGUUGGAUUUAUCAUCCUAGGCGUCAUUCUUAACGUCGGAGGUGGUCCUGAUGGCGGUUAUAUUGGUGGGAAAUACUGGCACCAUCCGGGAGCUUUCAACCACGGUUUCAAAGGUCUUUGUAGUGUGUUUGUGACCGCCGCCUUUGCUUUCGCUGGAACCGAACUGGUCGGUCUCGCCGCUGCCGAGACUGCCAACCCUCGCAAAUCUCUACCCACUGCGGUCAAGCAAGUCUUCUGGAGAAUUUUCCUUUUCUACUUGGUUUCGUUGACUCUCGUUGGCCUCCUGGUACCCUACAACGAUAAGCGUCUGAUCAAUGGCACCAGCAGCGUAGACGCCAAGGCCAGUCCCUUCGUUAUUGCCAUCAAGAAUGCCGGUAUCGAAGGUCUGCCUUCUGUAAUGAACGCCGUCAUCUUGAUUGCCGUUCUUUCGGUCGGCAACUCUUCCAUCUACGGUUCGUCACGUACUCUCGCAGCUCUUGCCGACCAAGGCCAGGCUCCCAAAAUCCUUGGCUACAUCGACCGCAAGGGCCGUCCGAUUGUCUCGAUUCUCAUCUCUUCAGCGCUCGGGUUCCUUGCCUUCCUCGCUGGCUCUGACAAGCAGACCGACGCCUUCAACUGGAUGCUGGCACUUUCUGGACUCAGCUCCAUCUUUACUUGGAUCAGCAUCUGUCUCGCCCACAUCCGCUUCCGCAAAGCAUGGAAAGUGCAAGGCCACAGUCUGGACGAACUAGCCUUCAAAUCCCAACCUGGUCUCAUCGGCUCCUGGCUUGGUCUGAUCCUCAACAUUCUUGUUCUGAUUGCACAAUUCUGGACUGGCUUUGCACCGAUCGGAUACGCCGACAUGACGACUAGCGAAUUACUGAUCAGCUUUUUUGAGGUUUACCUCGCUGCACCCGUCGUCAUUCUCUUCUACGUUCCUUACAAGAUUUAUUACAAGACGCCGUUUAUCCGCAGUCAUAAUAUGGAUUUGCACACUGGUAUCCGAGAAAUCAAUGUUGCUGAGCUGGUUGCUGAAGAGAGGGCUGAACAGGCGCAAUGGCCGAGGUGGAAGAAGGUGUAUAAGUGGUUCUGUUGA
This is a messenger RNA of Aureobasidium melanogenum CBS 110374, 1767 nucleotides long. RefSeq names its product amino acid permease. The record is from RefSeq and is a predicted model, not a curated record. The transcript has 2 exons. Gene Ontology annotation, cellular component: membrane. The coding region runs from base 1 to 1767 and encodes 588 amino acids. Lineage: Eukaryota; Fungi; Ascomycota; Dothideomycetes; Dothideales; Saccotheciaceae. Gene Ontology annotation, molecular function: amino acid transmembrane transporter activity. Gene Ontology annotation, biological process: amino acid transmembrane transport.